This is a messenger RNA of Mus caroli (Ryukyu mouse), 2090 nucleotides long. It is a transcript of the gene Ubtd1, whose product is annotated as ubiquitin domain containing 1. Lineage: Eukaryota; Metazoa; Chordata; Mammalia; Rodentia; Muridae. The record is from RefSeq and is a predicted model, not a curated record. Gene Ontology annotation, molecular function: protein binding.
AGGGACCUAACGGCCCCUCCCCAGAGGGCGGGGCCUGGGCCGGGGCGCGGCUCCGGGAGGGGAAGUGACUGCCGGGCACGCAGCCGGGGCGGUUGAGGGCGCAUAAUUCCCGGCGGCUCUCCCCGGGAGACGGGCGACAGGGCGGGCACCUGGCUGGGUGGGGCCGAGGGGCGGUACGCAUCCUGGGAGAAGCCAAUGAGAAAACCAGGCCCGGCCCGAGGGGCGGUGCCGUCGGUCACAUGCGCACCUGGGGCGGCUGGCGACCGUGGCGCGGGCACCCCAAGCGGGAGGAAGGGAGCGGGGCCGGGCCGGGGCGGGGUUAGGCAGGUGAGUGACAGGCUCCGGGGGGCCGGCCCCAGCUGGGAGCUCGGAGUGAUCCUGGAGUAGCUGCGGCGGUGUCCGCCCCCUCCCUCCGCCCCUCCAGCCGGGCUGGUCUCUGGCCGGGCACUGUCGCGGGCCCCCCUGGCCUGGCCACCUCCCUCUCCCCUGGCCCGCAAAGUUUGUGGCGAAGCCGGCGUCGGGCAGAGCGCUCCCCAGGGGAGAUCCAGGAGCUCCCGAUGUCGGGCUGCGGGAGCCAUUGACCCGGGGACGCCGCGGUUCGGGGCAGCAGCGUGGAGCAGCCGGCCGACCGCCGCCUCUGGUGCAUGGGGGACCGGCUGAGAAGCCAGCAUGGGCAACUGCGUGGGGAGACAGCGCCGGGAGAGGCCGGCUGCUCCGGGACACCCCCGCAAGCGAGCAGGAACAUGCGCACCAUGGUUUUCUUGAUGGGGAGCAGGCCAUGGAGGCCAACACAGAUGGACAGGGGAGUGGCCAUAGCCAUCAUUACCAUAGGCCGCAAUGAGCCCUUGAAGAAGGAGCGGCUCAAGUGGAAGAGUGACUAUCCCAUGACUGAUGGGCAGCUGCGGAGCAAACGAGAUGAGUUCUGGGACACAGCACCUGCCUUUGAGGGCCGCAAGGAGAUCUGGGAUGCCCUCAAGGCUGCCGCCUAUGCUGCUGAAGCUAACGACCAUGAGCUGGCUCAGGCCAUCCUGGAUGGAGCCAGCAUCACCCUGCCUCAUGGAACUCUUUGUGAAUGCUAUGACGAGCUGGGUAACCGCUAUCAACUGCCCAUCUAUUGCCUGUCCCCACCUGUGAACUUGCUGCUGGAGCACACGGAGGAGGAGAGCCUGGAACCUCCCGAGCCCACCCCUAGUGUGCGCCGUGAAUUCCCAUUGAAAGUGCGCCUCUCCACAGGCAAGGACGUGAGGCUCAAUGCCAGCCUGCCUGACACGGUGGGGCAACUCAAGAGGCAGCUGCACAGCCAGGAGGGCAUUGAGCCAUCCUGGCAGAGAUGGUUCUUCUCUGGGAAGCUGCUUACAGACCGCACACGGCUCCAGGAAACAAAGAUUCAAAAGGACUUCGUCAUCCAGGUCAUCAUCAACCGGCCCCCACCGCCCCAGGACUGACUGCGCAGACUCCUGGGAAAAGAGGCCAUGGAGGGCCCCACACGCUGUGGGGCCCAGUGCUGCUGUCUUCUUCAGGGGCGCCUCCCACCGCCCUGCUGUAUGGCUCUUAGUGAGCUGCGAAGGGACUUGCCUUCCGGGGUACUGGAUCCACCAGUGCUCAGCACCCAGGGAGCAGUGCUGCCUGCCACACACAGGCCUUGCCAACCUUGGAGAAAAGGCACGUGGCACUCUCCACCGCAGGUUGGAGCCAUGGGGGCCGUCCUGGCGACCUGUCAUCUGGUGCCACACUGUGCUCACUCCAGUUUUCUGCUCAGGGUUGGAAGCAAUUGCUGUCUCCCCUUUAUCCCUCACCAUGACUCUGCCCUGGCCACAGUGCCAGUCCCCUGGAUGGGGAGGGAGCCCGGUGGGCCCCAGGGCUUAAGGAGCUUGAGGUGGGCCUCUCUGCCUCUCCCUGCACCCAGCACAAUCUGCAGAGAUGAGGCGGGUGGCCGGAUAGCCAGGCUUCGUGGCAGGGGUUUGCACAGGGCUGUCCCCAACCUGUAACCCAGGCAGGGUGGGGUCCGAAGCCUGGUCAUAGCCCAGCGGGGCCCUGUGUACAGAUACAUCUGCAUUUUAUCAAUAAAGCCUUUGCUCCUCUCUUGCCUA